AUGGCGGCGUCUCUCUCCCCCGCGGCGCUCUCGGCUGUAGCCUCCGCCCCCAGGGCGGCGACGAUGAGGAAGAAGGCCGGGUCCGCCGCCGUGUGCGUGGGGGAACUGGGCUCCUUCGGGGGGCUCAAGGCCCACAACGGCGUGUCCUCCCUCGGCCAGCGGGACUGCGCUGACCGGUCGUUUGCAAGGAUCGUCGGCUCCCUGAGGGCAUCGGCGGCGGGGGGGAAGAAGGGCAGGGGCGGAGCGUUCUCCGCCACCUGCAACGCGUCGGAGGAGAUAUUUCGGAUCGCCGCCAUCAUGAACGGGCUCGUCCUCGUCGGUGUCGCCGUGGGGUUCGUGCUCCUGCGAAUCGAGGCGUGGGUGGAGGAAUCGGAGGCGGAGUGA
This is a messenger RNA of Spirodela intermedia, 384 nucleotides long. NCBI's taxonomy places the organism in Eukaryota, Viridiplantae, Streptophyta, Magnoliopsida, Alismatales, Araceae. The record is from the annotation of a GenBank genome assembly.